AUCCGUGGGUAAGCUAGGAUUUUAUUUUUUUUUGGCUUGAAAAAAGAAGCCACCUGGGCUAUAGCCCAGGUUUGCCAAACUAAAGGAAGGUCUGUGGGUGGGCUAGGAUUUUAUUUUUUUGGCUGGAAAAAAGAAGUAGGUUUGCCAAACUAAAGAUCCGUCUCUGUUUCCACUUCAACCCAUUUACAAUCAAACUAUUUUAUGACUAAAACACUUCACAUUAAUGAUAAUUUUAUUAAACUAAAACACAGUUUUAUGAGUCUACUUAUGGAGAAAAACUUAGUUGCAAUGAGAUAACACUAUUUUGCUAUCCUUAUUUCAUAAAAGUCUUUCUCCUACUUAUGACUAUGGUUGCAGCCUGCAAUAUUCUUAAAAUAAUAAAAAAAUAAAAAAAAUAAAAAAAGUAGCUAUUCUGAAGGACAUUACCUCACUUUUGCUGUAUAAAUACUCUGCAUUUGCAAGCACUGCAAUGCACACACAAAAGCUAAGAUGGAUUCCAGAGAAGUAGCAACUAAGCCACACGCUGUUUGCAUUCCAUUCCCUUAUCAAAGCCAUAUAAAGGCAAUGCUUAAAUUUGCAAAGCUCCUCCACCACAGAGGUUUUCAUAUAACCUUUGUUAACACAGAGUUCAAUCACAAGCGCUUUCUUAAAUCUCAAGGACCCAAUUCCCUUGUUGGCUUGCCUGAUUUUCAAUUCGAUGCCUUCCCGGAUAGCCUUCCGGAUUCAGAUGAAGAUGCCACACCAGAUGCCACCUUGCUUUGUGAAUCCAUCAGAAAAAAAAAAUUCUUGGCUCCCUUUCAUGCCCUCCUUGCAAAACUCAACAAUGAUGCCAUAUCAACAUCCCACAAUCCUCCUGUGACUUGCAUAGUUUCAGAUGGUUUCAUGUCCGCGUUCACAAUCACAGCUGCUGAAGAAAUCGGAGUCCCUAUAGCGCUGUUCUACACUAUAGCUGCCUGCAGCUUCAUGGGAUUUAAACAACUUCGCGCUGUGGUCGAAAAAGGACUUUUUCCACUCAAAGAUGAGAGCUGUUUCAAAAAUGGCUAUCUGGACACCGUAAUAGAUUGGAUCCCAGGAAUGAGAGAUAUCCGUUUAAGGGAUCUCCCGACCUUCGCGCGAAACACAAAUCUGGAUGACACCGGAUUUAACUUCAUCAUGGAAGAAACCGAAAGAGCUCAUGAAGCUUCAGCAGUUGUUCUUCAUACUUUUCAUGCCUUGGAGACAGAUGUUUUGGAAGCUCUCUCAUCUAUGCUUCCCCAUGUGUACACCGUUGGCCCUCUUCAAUUGCAUCUCAAUCAGAUACCAGAGCACCCUUUGAAAAUGGGAUACAGUCCAUGGAAAGAAGAAACUGAAUGCCUCGAGUGGCUAAACACCAAGGCACCAAACUCAGUUGUCUAUGUGAAUUUCGGCAGUGUAGCAGUCGUGACACCAGAACAGCUUGUGGAGUUUGGGUGGGGACUUGCAAAUAGCAAGCUUCCAUUCUUUUGGGUAAUUAGACCUGAUCUAGUUGUUGGAGAAUCAGCUAUUUUGCCGCCUGAGUUUGUGGCUGAAACUAAGGAAAGAAGUCUAAUAGCUGGGUGGUGCCCACAAGAGCAAGUCCUCAACCACCCCUCAGUUGGAGGAUUUUUAAUGCACAGCGGUUGGAAUUCAACAGUUGAGAGCCUUACUGCAGGAGUUCCUAUGCUCUGUUGGCCAUUCUUCGGGGACCAGCAAAUGGACUGUCGCUAUACUUGCAAUGAAUGGGGAAUUGGCAUGGAGAUUAGUGAUGAUGCGAAGAGGGAAGAGGUAGAGAAGCUUAUCAAAGAGUUAAUGGAGGGAGAGAAGGGUAAGAAGAUGAAAAAUAAGGUCAUGGAGUGGAAGAAACUUGCAGAAGAAGCUACUGGUCCACAUGGUUCUUCAUCCACAAACUUAGACAAUUUAGUGAAGCAAGUGCUAUUGAGAAAAAGUUAAGAUGUUUCCAUAAGAAUAUUGAUGUUAUUAAUUAUCAUUUCCAUUGCCAUUGUCUCAAAUAAUCAACUAUCUGGCAAUAUAUAUGUACUACUGGUCUGUAA
Molecule: messenger RNA, 2048 nt
Organism: Prunus persica (peach)
Lineage: Eukaryota; Viridiplantae; Streptophyta; Magnoliopsida; Rosales; Rosaceae
Product: 7-deoxyloganetin glucosyltransferase-like
Exons: 3
Coding region: 490-1947 (485 amino acids)
Molecular function (GO): UDP-glycosyltransferase activity
Source: RefSeq, a predicted model, not a curated record